GUUCUGUUAAGAAAAAAAAUGGACACCACUGCUGCUUCUGUCACUACGCAUGAAUUUGCGACUACAAUGAAACAUCACGACAUGAAAAAACCGAUGUGGAUGUGGUUCCAUACCAAAGUCAACGACUUGGUACUCUUCGAUUUUUGGAUUGUUACUACCCCUGGAGAAAUGAUAUGGACAUGCUUGGUAAUAAUGGUUCUGGGAGUUUUGCUCGAAUUUAUUCGAUAUGCACGGUGGCGUAUGGAGCUGGCAAACCGAAAAGAGCUUAUGCUGUCCACAAACUAUGUUACACGCCUGUUCUCGUUUUCUCAUCUUCUCCAAACAUUUUGUUUCGGAGUACAACUGAUACUUAGCUAUUUGCUUAUGCUCGUAUUCAUGACAUUUUCCGUAUGGCUUGGAUUGGCAGUGUGCAUAGGAGCUGGUAUCGGCUUUCUACUAUUUGGCUCAAGAACGGUGACACAAGCGGAAUUAGAAGAAAUGCACGGCGAUAAAUGUUGUUAAAAUGAUCUCACAUG
Molecule: messenger RNA, 515 nt
Organism: Cylicocyclus nassatus
Lineage: Eukaryota; Metazoa; Nematoda; Chromadorea; Rhabditida; Strongylidae
Source: the annotation of a GenBank genome assembly